CUAGGAGUAGUUUAUAUGCUGAGUAAAAUAAAUUCUGGAUCCGGUGCUAGAGCCCCUCUUUCUCUUCGUUCGUUCUUUUACGAUAUUAUCUCUCUCUCUCUCUCUCUCUCUCUCUCUCUCUGGGUUAGAAUUUGUGGAGGAAGAGUUUUGAAGCAGAAAGAAUUAGUGGUGGGGGCUCAUAAUGUCGAUGUCACAUGGCAGCAACAUCCGCUUGCCAGGAUCACGGUCUCAGCCUCGGGUCCUUUUGCCAUUACUAUCCGUGACUGGACUUCGAAUUAUUUGCUCAUCUUCCGAAAGAAGAGUCCCUGACGAGUACGGGGAGGAUUUUAUUAGUGAAUUGCCAGAAGAAGUCCUGUGUUUGAUACUCUCCCAAUUGCCUACGAAAGAUGUUGUUAGGACUAGCAUCUUGUCCAAAAGAUGGAGAAACCUUCAUGUUAUUCUCCCCAAAUUGUCGUUGAAUUGUCCUUGCACAUUUAAGAAGGACAGAAUAAGCCAGCAAGGCACUGGCCGCCUUGAUCGGUACNAAACUUGGAGGAACUUGUGCUCAGGCUUUCUUGUGAUGACCCUUUUGUUGGAGAUAUACCAAGAGGUCUGGUUACAUUUCCCUUGCAUUUGUUUACUUGCAAUCUGGGACGACAAGGAACAUUUAAGUCCCUUUCGCUGCUUAGGUUGGACGCAGUGUCAUUAGUUAAUGGUGAAGUGUGCAGCAUCUUCUCAGCCUGUCCAAAGCUUGAGUCUUUAAUGUUGAAAUAUUGCAGACUUCCAUCUAAGUUAUAUAUUGGCGGACCGGAACAUGAGUUGAAGUCUUUGACAAUCACAAGUUGUGUCGGGGUAAAGAAGAUAGAGCUUUGUGCUGGAAAUUUGACUAGCUUGGAAAUCAUUUGCUCUCAAAAGCUGGAAGAAAUUAGUCCUUCCCAUGUUCCGAAGCUGAGACAUUUUUUUGUUGGGUUAAAAUAUUCUGGUCAUCUGUCUUAUAUGAUUCGUCGGGUUGCCAAGGACAUGCCUGAACUUGAAUCCUUAUAUAUUGAAUCACUGGUCAGUGAGAUAUAUUUGACCCCGUCAGGAGGGCGUGCGUUCAACAAUCUUAAGGAAGUAUAUGUACUCAUGGACUUUAGAUGGCUAUAUGGUGCUCAACAAAUUGCUUGUGUUAUUAGCUGCUCACCAUUUCUACGCAAAUUUCGUCUGGUGACAAAAGGUACUGUAGACAUAGGAGUACCGAGGCUAGGAUUGACCUCAACAUAUGAUCAUGUUCAUCUGAAAGAAGUGGAGAUUGGGGGAUUUCAUGGGCACGAGAGCGAGCUUGAAUUGAUUGUCUUUCUCCUUAGAUUUGCGGUGUGUCUUGAGCGUAUGACCAUCACCAAGGAUUAUGAGUACUACCUUGGAGGAGGGAAAUGGGAGAAGAGCGGAAACCAAGAUACUAUAAUGGAUGAUGAGCAACGUGAAGUAGUGCGUGAACUCGUGAAGGGAACAACGUUUGCCUCUCCAUUUGCUCAACUCAUUUUGCAUUAGCUUUCGUAUGACAUGAUACUAGCAUUUUGUUUGUUUGUUUGUUUAGUUUUGGACAAAAUAUGUCUAUACAUUCAACAUUCUAUUAACAUAAGGCAUACAAUUGUUAUUUGCAAUAAAUAAAUAUACUCUGUAAUUGUUUGUGAUGGUGUGACAUUGUUUUGAAGAGAGGAAUACCAAUAAUGUCAUUAAGGAACAUUGUUUUGAAGAGAGCAUUGCAUAUCCCAAAUGAAUUUGGGGGAAAAAU
This is a messenger RNA of Cuscuta campestris, 1753 nucleotides long. The record is from the annotation of a GenBank genome assembly. NCBI's taxonomy places the organism in Eukaryota, Viridiplantae, Streptophyta, Magnoliopsida, Solanales, Convolvulaceae.